GCGAGGCUAGAGGUAUGCACAUGAAAAAUUUUCAAUCCGGCUAAGGUUGUGGUCGCAAAAAUCCAUUCAAAGUGUCCAACCAAAACGUCAACAUCAUAGAUCGGGCCUUUGCAUCAGUCGCCCGCUCCCAUUGAUUCGCUUAAAAGAUGGUCGUGAGAGAGUACAAUGAUGAACUCAAGUACCUUGAGAGAAUUGACGCAAACUCAUGGAGAAUCAAAAAGGGUUUUCAACCGAAUAUGAAUGUAGAGGGAGUAUUUUACGUAAAUUCUGCAUUGGAAAAGCUGAUGUUUGAUGAACUACGUAACUCUUGCAGACCAGGCAUGGUUGGUGGCUUUUUGCCAGGAGUGAAACAGAUUGCUAAUGUUGCUGCACUCCCUGGCAUUGUACAUCGCUCUAUUGGUUUACCUGAUGUUCACUCAGGAUAUGGGUUUGCUAUUGGUAAUAUGGCAGCAUUCGAUAUGAAUGAUCCAUUGUCUAUUGUUUCGCCUGGUGGGGUUGGCUUUGACAUUAACUGUGGAGUACGCCUCUUAAGGACGAAUCUGUUUGAGAAAGAUGUUCAGCCUGUGAAAGAGCAACUUGCUCAGAGUAUGUUUGAUCAUAUUCCUGUUGGAGUCGGCUCGAAGGGAAUCAUCCCAAUGACUGCAACAAACCUUGAAGAAGCACUUGAAAUGGGAAUGGACUGGUCUCUCCGAGAAGGAUACAUAUGGGCGGAGGACAAAGAACACUGUGAAGAAUAUGGGAGAAUGCUCAACGCUGAUCCUUCUAAAGUCAGUAUGCGGGCCAAAAAGAGGGGUUUACCACAGCUUGGUACUCUAGGUGCUGGUAAUCAUUAUGCUGAAAUUCAAGUUGUGGAUGAAAUUUAUGACAAGUGGGCAGCAAGUAAGAUGGGCAUUGAGGAUAAAGGGCAGGUGUGUGUAAUGAUCCAUUCAGGUAGCAGAGGGUUUGGCCAUCAAGUAGCUACAGAUGCUUUAGUUCAAAUGGAAAAAGCUAUGAAAAGAGACAAUAUUGAAACAAAUGACCGACAGUUAGCUUGUGCCCGCAUCAAUUCUCAGGAGGGCCAAGACUACCUUAAAGCCAUGGCAGCAGCUGCAAAUUUUGCGUGGGUUAAUAGAAGCUCAAUGACUUUUUUGUCGAGACAGGCUUUUGCGAAGCAAUUCCACAUGACUCCUGACGACUUGGAUAUGCAUGUUAUUUAUGAUGUUUCUCACAAUAUAGCAAAAGUAGAAGAACACAUGGUAGAUGGCAAGCAAAAGACAUUGUUGGUUCAUAGAAAGGGAUCCACUAGAGCAUUUCCUCCUCACCAUCCUUUGAUACCUGUUGAUUAUCAAUUAACUGGCCAACCUGUUUUAAUUGGUGGAACAAUGGGUACUUGCAGUUAUGUCCUUACCGGAACAGAACAGGGAAUGCAACAAACCUUUGGAUCAACCUGUCAUGGAGCGGGCCGGGCUUUGUCAAGAGCCAAAUCUAGACGUAAUUUGGACUACACAGAGGUCUUAAGUAAAUUGCAACAACAAGGCAUUGCUAUCAGAGUUGCAUCAUUAAAGUUAGUUAUGGAGGAAGCCCCAGAGUCAUACAAAAAUGUAACAGAUGUGGUCGAUACCUGUCAUGCCGCAGGAAUAAGCAAAAAGUGCAUUAAGCUAAGGCCCAUAGCUGUUAUUAAAGGCUAGAUAAAGCAAAAUUCAAUUAGCAUUUAGCAAUAGACUUUCUACCUUUUGUUGUUGUUGUAUGAUACAACUUAUUUUUUGUUUCUUUUCUCAUUGUUAUUAUAUUUCUGGGAUUUACAUGCAAUGUUCAUGUGUGUUCGCCUGUUGGGUGUUUAAGUAUUGGACUGAAUUUGUCUAAUUCAUUUAUAGAAUUUUGAAAUAUUCAGGAAAUUUUCAUCCGUACUGUGUUGCACAUCUGUGGUUUUUUGUUUAUGUACCUGCUUUUCUGUAUGAAUAUGAAGCUUCAAUCAGGGAUUAUUCUUUAAUAAUCAGACCAGCGUCAGAAGCUGGCAAACUUGAGCUUAAGUAAAGAAAAGAAAUUAUGGUAAAGAAAAUGUGUUUUAAUAUUUAAGUUCAAUUUACAAAGCUAACAAAAUAAAUCAUAAGAAGCUA
Frankliniella occidentalis (western flower thrips) is the source of this 2096-nucleotide messenger RNA. RefSeq names its product RNA-splicing ligase RtcB homolog (gene RtcB). The record is from RefSeq and is a predicted model, not a curated record. NCBI's taxonomy places the organism in Eukaryota, Metazoa, Arthropoda, Insecta, Thysanoptera, Thripidae. Gene Ontology annotation, biological process: tRNA splicing, via endonucleolytic cleavage and ligation. The transcript is spliced from 11 exons. Bases 147 to 1667 code for a protein of 506 amino acids. Gene Ontology annotation, cellular component: nucleus; tRNA-splicing ligase complex. Gene Ontology annotation, molecular function: RNA ligase (ATP) activity.